Molecule: messenger RNA, 2233 nt
Organism: Eurytemora carolleeae
Lineage: Eukaryota; Metazoa; Arthropoda; Copepoda; Calanoida; Temoridae
Cellular component (GO): extracellular region
Molecular function (GO): chitin binding
Source: RefSeq, a predicted model, not a curated record
AUAAUUCUAUUUCAGAAAAAAAAUACUUUAAAGAACAUCUUAAUGAAUACGAAUAAAAAAUGCUAAUUUUAAACGUUUAUAGCGUGGUUUGUCUAAUUUUACUAUCUUCCACAUUUGCGCAGGAUUAUGAUUAUGUAAGUGAAUGUCCAGAAGAAAACGGAUUUUUUGCGGACGCUGUUCAAUGUGAUAGAUACUAUGAAUGCAAGGAUGGAGAGGUGUCUGAGCAUUUGUGUGCUGACGGUUUAGUGUUUGAUGAGACGAGUCAUGGAUUUGCUAAAUGCAGUUUUCCAUUCAGUCUAAACUGUGAAGGAAGACCAGAGCUGCAGAAACCUAAACCUUCUCCAGGGUGCCCUAGAGCUAACGGAUAUUUCCCUGACCCUGACCCAACAGUAUGCGACGUCUUCCAUUUCUGUGUUGAUGGUGUACCAAACCGUGUCACGUGUCCUAGGAAAGGAUGUACCUCCAAGGACCUGCACAACUUUAACUGUCCGGAGGAAAGUAGCAAAAACCAAGAUCACUCCAGAUAUGCAGACCCAGAGGACUGUGGUUCCUUCUACCUGUGUAUUGGUGGUAAAGCUCGAAAGAAUGGUUGCGGACAAGGAUUGGUUUUCAAACAAGAAACAACCUCGUGUGAGAGACAAGAGACUGUUGAGGGUCCAUGUGCAACCUGGUUUAAUGCAACAUAUCUAGAAAGCAUUUUCCCUCCUAGAGAUGAAGCAAAAGAAAAGGCAUUUCAGGAGAGAAGAAAGCGGCCUCAGGCCCCAGAAUUCCAGAGAAAAUCUUCAUUUCAACAAAAUCGUCGGCCGGUCGAUCCUCUUCAGGAUCUAGAAUCCCUUCCUCCCCAGCUGGCGGAGUUGGCUUCAAACUCAGGCCUUGGAUUAAGAGCACAGGAGACAAGAAGACCUGGACCAGUUGAGAAUACGAUUCAAGAAGACCCAGCUGUCCAGGACGGAGAGAGACUGGAAUUCUUAGAAAGUUUAAGAGGAAGAAUUCCCCUUCAAGGGGUUAAUCGAGAUUCUCCAACCAGAAGUCCAUUUACAAGACCUCCAAAGCGGAACCCCGGAGGUCAAAGAGGCCAACCUCAAUUUUCCUCUGAAGACCGCGGUCAAAUUUCAAAUCUCUCUGAAAUUCCGGAACUUAGUGAACCUGAGACAAGUUUUGGUAGGAGACGAAUCCCACAGUCAAGAAAUCCUCAAAGUGUGAACACUGCGGAUAGUCUGGGUCCUUCAGAUCUAGAAUCAUUCUUGAACAGAGAUCAAGGAUCGUUUGGCGAUCUUCCAUCAUUUACUGCUCCUUCAGAGCAAUCUCUACCUUCCUCACUCCCGACAUUUUCAAGACCGGGGUUUAGAACUCGUCCACAAGCCUCUUCACAAUCCUCUUCAUCCUCAUCAUCAUCAUCAUCAUCUUCUUUAUCUUCUUCAAGCUCAGUGUCGUCUUCUGAUUCUUCCGACUCAGGGUUCGGAGCAAGGAGACGAGUCCCCGUGUCCAGAGGAUCAGUACCAAGGCGGGGACAGGACCAAGGUUCAGUUCUUAGGCAAGGGCAGGAACAGGACUCAGUGCCAAGAAAAGAGCAGGGUUCAGUUCAGGAACAAGAGGAACAGGAGCUUAACGCAGAGAGUGCACCAGGACGCUCUCAGGUCCGUGCCGGAGUAAGACGAAGACCUGUCGGGUCAGCUCCACGUGGAGGGGGUGGAGGAGGGAGAGGAGAUGGAGGAGAGGGUGCGAGGAAAGAACCCCUAGGAGGUAGACAACGAGGAGGAGAAGGUGUACGCCGAGAACCACAAGGACAAGGAGAAGAUGAUGGAAGACAAGAAGUACAGAGGAGAGCAAGGCCUGCUAGUCCUCAGAGUGUUUUGUCGGAGGAAACUAUUGAUAAUACCUCCGAUAACCUCUCAAACUUCCCCUCCUUCGGAGGCAGAGUGCAAGAUUCUCAGACUGACUCAGUUCCCUCUGCAGGGCCUCCACCUAAAAGGGGUAGAUUAGAGGUUACCCAGCUCAACUCUCUACCUCCACUCAGAUCCAUUGAGGAAGAAGACGACUUUUCUAAUUUCCGACUAAAUCGUCAGCAAUCCCGUGGCCGCCAAUCUUAGAUUCUUGUCAAAUCAUCAAAAUAAUAAAAUAUUAAACUUUCAAAAAAUAAGUAAUUAAUAAUUCGAAUUUAAUAGUUGUUUAGAAGAAUGUCAGUAUUAUUUAUAAAUACAAAUGUUCAUGAAUAAAUCUGUAUUGCAAUAUU